Rhopilema esculentum is the source of this 113-nucleotide messenger RNA. The record is from RefSeq and is a predicted model, not a curated record. NCBI's taxonomy places the organism in Eukaryota, Metazoa, Cnidaria, Scyphozoa, Rhizostomeae, Rhizostomatidae.
AGAAAUUGGAGUUGAAAGAAAGAGUAGACAGUUCAUCGUUGUCGAUCUGCGAGAAAGGAAGUGAAGAUAAUAGACUAGAGAUGCAGUGUGGACAUUGCCAAGAUGUUAAAUGA